AAAGGGGACUAUAAUGUGUUUUCUUCUCUUAACAUCUGUGAACAUCUUACCUGCAGCUGUUACCAUGAUCUUUAGCAAUGCUAUGACGUAGUUAGCAAAAAAGCUUGUUUUGUAAAACUUUUUAAUAAAAGGUUACAUUUUUUAGUUAACCCUGAUGAUGCAUGCUUUUAAUUUUGUGAAACUUCUUUAAAUAUAUAUUUUUUUAAUUAAUCUUGUCAGUUGGGCAAAAGGUUAUUUGGUAGUAUUUUCUUAAAACCGUGAAAGAGUUCAUGUAAGUUUUUAGGUGGGUAAUUGAAGUGAUGAUUGUAAGAAGCAAAUGGUGUUUGGCACAGCUUUUUUAUGUAGAUAUUUAGAUGAGUUUUCCAUCGAUGAUACUUUCCUGAAUUAGCUUCUUAUAAACAUGGAGGUCGAAGAUGUGGUGGUCAUUAACAGCCCUGCCUGUGAGAGCCAUGGAAUAGUGGUGUGAAUCCCAUCUAGGGCGGGUUGCAGGCAGCAGAUGAGUGGGAUCCUUAGACAAGAGGCCAUGAAGUGCCCAACCCUUGGGAUGACAAAGGGCAGGAAGGUGGUGGCACUGACAAGGCACCAAUGAUGAACCUGGAUGUGUACAAGGACACACAGCUUGUGAGAAGAGCUAUGAAUGGCAAAAGGCCUCGAUUUGAUGCAUCCUUGGUGCUUUUGACACGAAGAUUUAUGGCUCUUCUCAAAAAAGCUCCAGACGGUGUCCUUGAUUUAAAUGAAGUAGCAACAACACUUGGAGUACGAAAACGAAGAGUGUAUGACAUCACCAAUGUGUUGGAUGGAAUCCACUUGAUCCAAAAAAGAUCUAAGAAUCUUAUCCAGUGGAUAGGUAACAAUCUUGACCAAGUUGUUGGAAAAGCACCACAACAGCAAAACCUUAGAGAUGAACUUUCUGACUUAUCAGCCAUGGAAGAAGCUCUGGAUGAAUUGAUCAAGAAUUGUGCUCAUCAGAUAUUUGAACUAAUAGAUGACAAAGAAAAUGCAAAACUAGCUUAUGUGACAUACCAAGAUAUCCGAAGCAUUCAGGCAUUUCAGGAACAGAUUGUGAUCGCAAUCAAAGCUCCAGAGGAAACCAAAUUGGAAAUACCAGUUCCUAAAGACGAUCACAUAGAAGUACAUGUGAAGAGCACAAAAGGACCCAUUAAUGUGUAUCUGUGUGAGGUGGAAAAAGAGAAGCCAGGAGCCAAAACUUGUGAAGAUAUGGAUACUGUCACUAGUGAAAAUGAAACUGAGAUAUCAUUUUAUCCUGAUGAAGAUCUCCGAUGGAAGAGAAAAAACCAUUUGAGAUGCCAGAUUAAUUACAACACAAAAAUCUAAUACAGGAUGUAAAUAUCGAUGUGAUAGGGCUUUUCCAAAGCUGCUUGGAUCUGCAAACUUGGUAACCAGAAAUGUUCCAAAGUGUUGUUAGACACCAGCAGUGGAUUGGUUCAGUGCUUUCACAGGAUUGCGUGUCUUCCCAGGUCAAAAGACAACAGUUUCUGGAGUUGCCAUUUGGCAGUUUUGUUUUCUUAAUCGCAUGUGACCUACAGAACUUAGGGGAAACAGUAUUUUUACCUUAUCAUUUCAAUGGACAGAAAACAUAGAUAAUCAAUUACUUCCAAAAAGGAAGGUUGGAGAACUGUGUCUGGAACGGUCCACAAUCUGUGUGAGAAUGUACAAAAUGAAGAAAUGCACUUUCCAGUUCUGAGGCUGCACUACAAAGCAGGAUUGUCAAACGCAAGUAUAACAAAGAACUGGUGUAUUGGAAGCCUUUGCUAUAAAGGACAAGGUGAAAUAUCCUGAGAGUUAUGCCUUAUGGGAUGUAGGUGCUGUUUGCAUCCAGCUCUACUUGAACUAUGGUAUCAACACUGAAGUGAAACAGUUGGGCUUUGUGUACAUACUUGUAUCAUUUCUAGGUAGUUACUGAUGUACAUUUAUUGAGAUGGUUUGCAUUUCUGCCUUUGUACAGCAAAGCAAUAAAAUAAGCUUACAAAAAUAUGAAA
Messenger RNA from Prinia subflava (tawny-flanked prinia), 2000 nucleotides. RefSeq names its product E2F transcription factor 6 (gene E2F6). Gene Ontology annotation, cellular component: RNA polymerase II transcription regulator complex. Gene Ontology annotation, molecular function: protein dimerization activity; DNA-binding transcription factor activity, RNA polymerase II-specific; RNA polymerase II cis-regulatory region sequence-specific DNA binding. The transcript is spliced from 7 exons. Lineage: Eukaryota; Metazoa; Chordata; Aves; Passeriformes; Cisticolidae. Gene Ontology annotation, biological process: regulation of transcription by RNA polymerase II. The record is from RefSeq and is a predicted model, not a curated record. Bases 586 to 1335 code for a protein of 249 amino acids.